Molecule: messenger RNA, 3870 nt
Organism: Prunus armeniaca (apricot)
Lineage: Eukaryota; Viridiplantae; Streptophyta; Magnoliopsida; Rosales; Rosaceae
Source: the annotation of a GenBank genome assembly
AUGGCCGCUGAGUUUGUGCUUACUUUUGCUGCCGAGAGAAUACUGACCAAAGUAGCUGCACUUGCCACUGAACAACUUUGUCUUGCUUGGGGAUUCAAAGGAGAACUGGCCAGGCUCGGAGAUUCAUUAUCCCUCAUGCAAAACAUCUUACGUGAUGCUGCUGAGCAACCAACAGAUCAGGGCCACGCCGUCAAAGCUUGGGUGAAGAAACUUAAAGACAUAGCACAAGAUGCUGAUGAUGUGCUGGAUGAAUUCCAGUAUGAAGUUCUUCGACGUAAACUGGAGCUGCAAAACCACAUGAAGAAAAAGGUACUCAACUUCUUUUCAGUCUCCAAUCCCAUUGCUUUUCGCCUUAAAAUGGCACGGAAAAUUAAGAACAUCAACCAACUUUUGGCGAAUCUCAAGAGUGACGCAUCUUUGAUUGGGCUGGUUGCAAAACAAAAAGAUGCAACCCCCCCAGCUAUGGUGAACAGAGAAACUGUCUCAAGCUUUGAUACAAAUGAGAAGUUUUUUGGAAGGGAGAAGUUGUUGUCCUAUAUAGUCAAGACCUUGACCAACUCCAACAAUCAGGAAAAUCUUUCCGUUAUGCCCAUUGUAGGAAUGCCGGGCCUCGGAAAAACAACCUUGGCUAAAAAAGUAUACAACGAGUUGGCUAUAGAUAAAUCAUUUGACGAAAGAAUAUGGGUGUGUGUAUCUGACCCUUUUGACGUCAAUUCGAUUUUAAGAAGGAUCUUAGAAGUACUUAACCCCACAAUUGCCAGGAUAGAAAGUCAAGAAGCAUUGCUUAAAAACCUUCAAGAAGCCUUGGCUGGAAAGAGAUAUAUUCUUGUACUCGAUGAUGUUUGGAACGAAGAUCGUACAAAAUGGAGCAAUUUGAUGAAUUGUUUGUCAAAACUUGGUUCCCAAAGAAGCACUGUGAUUGUCACCACCCGCAGUGCAAACGUUGCAUCAAUUACGGAAACAAAUCCUAAUCUUAGGUGUAAUUUGGAUACUCUAGAAGAAGAUGAAUGUUGGUCCAUAAUGAAGAAUAGAGCGUUUCCUAAUGAAAACGCUCCCAUAAGUGCAGAUCUGGAGACAAUAGGAAAGCAAAUGGCAAAAAAGUGCGCAGGUGUACCACUAGUGGCAAAGGUUUUGGGAGGCAUGCUGCGUUCUAAAAACAGUAUAGAUGAAUGGCGGUCAAUUCAAGAAAGUGAAAUAUGGGAAUUACCAGAAAGUGAUGAUAGAAUCAUGUCAGUUUUGAGGUUGAGUUUUGAUAAUUUGAAAUCAGCACCUUUAAAACAUUGUUUUGCAUAUUGCUCAAUAUUUAUGAAAGAUUUCGAAAUUGAAAAGGAGAGGUUGGUCCAACUCUGGAUGGCUGAAGGAUUGCUCCACUCUUCAAGUAAUCAAGAGAUGGAAGAUAUAGGGAAUGAAUAUUUUAAUAUUCUAUUGCAAAACUCCUUUUUUCAAGAUGUUACAAUGGAUAAAGAUGGAGUUGUUAUCACAUGCAAGAUGCACGAUCUUGUGCAUGAUCUUGCAGAACUAGUGUCAAAAUCUGUUGGGAAAUUGCAGCCCCUAUUUUCAAAUGGAGAAGACCUUAGAAAUAGCUUGUCAAGUUUUAAUUCUUUACGAGUGUUGAAUUUAUACGAUGCUGCAAUUGAGGAGUUGUCAAGUUCAAUUGGCAGGUUGAAAUACUUGAGGUAUUUGGAUGUUUCUAGAACACAAAUCAAAGAACUUCCAAAAUCUAUUGGCAAGCUUUACAAUCUGCAGACGUUAAGAAUGUAUACACGGCAUACACGGAAACUGGAAAGGUUUCCAAAGGAAAUGGAAAAUUUGAUCAAGUUGAGGCAUGUUUAUUUCGACCAUGAUCAGAAAGUUCCAUUUGGGAUGAGACGAUUGACUCGUCUGCAAACAUUACGUUACUUUAAUUUGGAUAAGGAAAAGAAUCAUGGAAUUGAUGAGCUGGGUGGCUUAAACCAAUUAAAAGGUGAACUAACUAUCUCAUCUUUGGAACAUGUGAAAGACAAAGACGAAGCGAAGAAAUCAAAUUUAGUAGGGAAAGCAAAUAUACGAAAGUUGACACUAAAGUGGGGGAAUUCCUGGCAGGGAAACAAUAAGGAGAGUGAUGUUGAUGUACUAGAAGGCCUCCAACCGAACCCUAAGCUAGAAAUCUUAAAGAUUGAAAACUUCAUGGGUGGUAAAUUAGCAUCAUGGAUGAUGAGUCUACUCAAUUUGAAAGAGAUCUGGUUAUCCGACUGCAGGGAAUGUGAAGAAGUCCCUCCACUCGGCAAUUUGAAAAAUCUUAGGCAUGUUAAAUUUGAACAUAUGAAUAAGCUUAAAUGUGUGGAAGUUGAGUUUUAUGGUGCGGCUUUGUUUCCAUCAUUGAAAACGUUAGUUUUUUAUAAUUGCCCAGCUCUAAUUGAAUGGAAGGAAGUGGAUGUGAUUACGCCAGCAGCGGUGUUUCCCGGCCUUGAGGAGUUGACUCUUUGGAAUUGCUGGCACUUGAGAAAUGCUCCAAGUCGUUUUCCAUCUCUCCAGAAGUUGAUCAUAUAUAAUACUGACCAGGUCAUGGCAAUGGAAAAUAUAUGCAGUCAACUAAUCACUCUCACUCACCUCGAAAUUCAUAAAGCCUUAGAGCUUACUCGUCUGCCAGUAGGGAUGCUGGAAAACAACCACAAUCUUCGGGUGCUGCAUAUUGACCAUUGCCAUAAGCUUAGCCAUUUACCUGAUGAGCUACACACACUCCAUCUUCUUGAGGGGUUAACACUAGAGAAUUGUCCUAGUCUAGAGUUCAUUCCAAUUGCCACCCAGAGCCAGGACAUGCCAUGUCUCCGCAAAUUGAAGAUUGAAAAUUGUGAGAAAUUAUCAAGCUGCUCGAGUGGGUUGGAAUAUUGCACCUCUCUUCAGGAAUUGCAUAUUGAAAAUUGUCAAAAUUUGAGGCAUUUACCGGUUGAUGGGCUACAGACCCUUGUCUCUCUUGAGGAGUUGACUCUAAAGAAUUGUCCUAGUCUAGAGUUCAUUCCAAUUACCACCCAGAGCCAGGGCAUGCCAUGUCUCCGCAUAGUGAAUAUUCUGAAUUGUGAGAAAUUAUCAAGCUGGCCGAGUGGGUUGGAAUAUUGCACCUCUCUUCAGGAUUUGCAUAUUGAAAAUUGUCAAAAUUUGAGGCAUUUACCGGUUGAUGGGCUACAGAACCCCGUCUCUCUUGAGGAGCUCUACAUAAGGAAUUGCACUAAUCUAGAAGCUAUUCCCAGUUUAGACAACCUCACAUCCCUCCAUACGUUGUCUAUUUGGGGUUGUGAUGGACUCACAAGUCUACCGAGGGGGCUACAAUCCUGCACAUCUCUUACAAUCCUGACAAUCGGGGAAUGCCAUAAUUUGAUCUCUCUGGCAGAUGUCGAUGAUAUAUCCAGAUUGCAGUCUCUUUACAAUUUACAAAUAUUUGAUUGUCGGAAAUUAAAAUAUUUGCCAACGGGGCUACGCUCUCUGACGAGUUUGGAAUAUACGACAAUCGGUAAGUUUUGGGAAGAGCUCGAUUCUUUCCCUGAUUUUGAGCUUCCAUCACAAAUUCGAUGGUUAAAGAUCUCAGGGUGGCCUAAGCUCAAGUCUCUGCCUCAACAAAUUCAACACUUGACUACUUGUUUAGAAGAUUUGAUUAUAGAUUCUUUCUACAGCAUGGAGGCUCUUCCAGAGUGGUUGGGUAACCUUACAUCUCUUAUCAACCUGCAUAUUUGGGACUGUAAGAAUCUGAUGCGUAUGCAACGCCUCACCAAAUUAGAAACGCUAUCGAUUAGUGGAUGUCCCAGUCUAGCGGAAAGAUGUGCCAAGGAGAGCGGCCCAGAAUGGCACAUGAUUUCUCACAUCCCAGAUAUAAGAGUUGACGGAGUUUGGCUGUAA